AUGGGGAACCGCACCGCCGCGGACGCGGACGCGCUGCUGGCGGGGCGCGGGCCGGGUGCGGGCGGCGGUGCGGGGACCCCUGGGGCGGCGGCGGCGUUGGCGGGGGGGGUGCUGCUCAUCGGCGCAGUGCUCGCGGGGAACUCGCUCGUGUGCGUGAGCGUGGCGGCUGAGCGCUCCCUGCAGACUCCCACCAACUACUUUAUCGUGAGCCUGGCGGCCGCCGACCUCCUACUCGCCCUGCUCGUGCUGCCUCUCUUCGUCUACUCCGAGGUCCAGGGCGGCGUGUGGCUGCUGAGCCCCGGCCUCUGCGACGCGCUCAUGGCCAUGGACGUCAUGCUGUGCACCGCCUCCAUCUUCAACCUGUGCGCCAUCAGCGUGGACAGGUUCGUGGCCGUGGCCGUGCCCUUGAGCUACAACCGCCAGAGCCGGGGCGGCCGUCAGCUGCUGCUCAUCGGCGCCACGUGGCUGCUGUCGGCGGCGGUGGCCGCGCCCGUGCUGUGCGGCCUCAACGACGCUCACGGCCGCGACCCCGCCGUGUGCCGCCUGGAGGACCGCGACUACGUGGUCUACUCAUCCGUGUGCUCCUUCUUCCUGCCCUGCCCGCUCAUGCUGCUGCUCUACUGGGCCACCUUCCGGGGCCUGCGGCGCUGGGAGGCUGCCCGCCGCGCCAAGCUGCACGGCCGUGCCCCGCACCGGACCAGCGGCCCGGGCCCUCCGGCCCCCGACGCCACCGCGCUCCGGGGCCCGCUGCCCCCCGACGCCAUCCCGCCCCCUGGGCCACAGCCCCCAGACGCAACCCAGCUCCCCAGGGCCAUCACGUCUCCCAACGCCAUCCCGUUCUCCGACGCCAGUGCGCACCCGGACGCAACCCAGCUCCCCAGUGUCACCCCGGCCCCCGACGCCACCCCGCCCCCCGACGCCACCGCACCCCCUGACGCCACCCCGCCCCCUGACGCCAUCCUGUACCCCGACGCCACUGCACCCCCUGACGCCACCCCGCCCCCCGACGCCAUCCUGUCCCCGGAUGCCAUCCCGUCCCCCGAUGCCAUCCCGUGCCCCGAUGCCGUCGCACCCCUCCACGCCAUCCCGGCCGAGCCCCCGCUGCAGGCCCGCAGGAGGAGGCGCGCCAAGAUCACCGGCCGGGAGCGCAAGGCCAUGAGGGUCCUGCCUGUGGUGGUCGGGGUCUUCCUGCUGUGCUGGUCGCCCUUCUUCGUCGUGCACAUCACGCGGGCACUGUGUCCCACCUGCGCGAUGUCCCCGCGGCUGGUCAGCGCAGUCACCUGGCUGGGCUACGUCAAUAGCGCCCUCAACCCCGUCAUCUACACCGUCUUCAACGCCGAGUUCCGCAACGUCUUCCGCAAGGCCCUGCGCCUCCGCUGCUGAGCGCCACCCGCCUCCCCGCCCCCCGCGCCAUUGUGCGAGGACCGGGCCAGACGCCAGCGGGCGGAGGGGGCGGGCCGGCAAGACUGAUUCAGCAGAUUCCUUCCUCUACGCCCGCUGGGAGGGCUUCUGGGGGUGGGGGGAGGGGGCGAGGAGGAGGAGCUGCUGCCCCACGGGGGGCCUGGAGAACAGAUCCCCUGAAGUCGGCUGCGGGGGUGGGGGGGCGACCGGCUCUGCCCCUGGGCAGCACAGGAGGCCCUUGGGAGGUUGGCUUAGCUCGGCCCAGGGAGAGAAGCAUCGGGAACCACAGCCGCCCCUGCCUGGAAGCUCGCGGUCCCUGUGCUCACAGCCUCCUCUGACAGGGGGCCCCCUGAUACCUGGGUGCCAGCUGCAGCCCCCACCAGCCGUUCCGGGGCCAGCAGCCUCCUCCCUCCGUCCCCUGGGCUGUUUCCCUUUGGCCCAAGGGGAGAGAGUGGACAGCUCAUCCUCAGAGGGAGCCUGGCCCUUCCCAGGGGAAGACAACCAGAGUGGGCAGGUCAGCAGCCAGGCCUCACCCAGACUGACCCCUGCUUCUCCAAGGACCAGCCAAGGUGGCCUGUUCCAUUGUCCCUGCAAGACACAGCUGAGCUGGUUCUGCCCACCAUUUGGCAGCUGCCAGGAAGUCAGAGCACAGCUGCCUGCCAGCUUCUGACCAGAGGUUGCCCAGAGCC
Equus quagga is the source of this 2090-nucleotide messenger RNA. RefSeq names its product dopamine receptor D4 (gene DRD4). Gene Ontology annotation, biological process: adenylate cyclase-activating adrenergic receptor signaling pathway; adenylate cyclase-inhibiting dopamine receptor signaling pathway. Gene Ontology annotation, cellular component: plasma membrane. Lineage: Eukaryota; Metazoa; Chordata; Mammalia; Perissodactyla; Equidae. The transcript is spliced from 4 exons. Bases 1 to 1383 code for a protein of 460 amino acids. Gene Ontology annotation, molecular function: G protein-coupled receptor activity; dopamine neurotransmitter receptor activity, coupled via Gi/Go. The record is from RefSeq and is a predicted model, not a curated record.